AUGCCACCUCUUCGACUCAAGCGCAAGAGCGGCCGCGUCACCCUCGUUCCAGAGUCAAACAACUCUCGUGACUUGCAUCAAGCGUCAAUCGAAAACAACAAUCGUUGCUGGUACAAACAAUUCAUGCUUGAUUUCUGGGAAGGGCUUCUCGCAGCUCUCGACAGAAUCACCAUGCUACCGUCGCUUCUGCACUCUGUGCUCCCGUCAUCAACUUCACGGCGACGUGUACGGGAUGGACUCAGGACUUACGACCGCACAAUGGACGACCUACUUCGCGAGAUUCAACGCCUGUUAGAGGCACCACUCGCAACUGCCAAGAUGCUGGACAUGUCUACGAGGCUGCAGGCGCAGUUCGCCCCCAAGUUGCAGUCGAGCGAUAUCUGUAUGCUGCCCUCAUACAACCACAAGCUUCCCUCCGGAUUCGAAAAGGGGACAUAUUUGGCUCUCGAUGUCGGCGGCUCAACGUUCCGGAUUGCACUGGUGGAGCUGAAUGGUAGGCAACCUGAUGCCAAGAACAUGCGCAUCGUUGUCAUGAAGAGCUACAAGAUCGACGAGAAGGUCAGGCAAAGAAGAGGCAACGACUUCUUUGAGUGGAUGGCCGAGAAGAUUCAGGAUGCGCUUGCAGAUCCUCUUCUGCAAAAUUCCACCGACACGAGGAGCUUUCCUAUGGGUCUGGCAUGGUCAUUUCCUGUUGAGCAAACAUCUAGUCGAAGCGCAAAUCUACUAGCCAUGGGAAAAGGGUUCCUUGCGACAGAGGGUGUUCUUGGUCAAGAUUUGAGCGAGUUGAUCAUGGCACCAUGCAGAAAGAGGGGUCUGCCCGUACACAUGGACUCCAUCAUCAACGACUCAUCAGCAACCCUACUAUCACGUGCCUACGAAGACCCUUCGACGCGUUUUGCCGUAAUCUUAGGGACUGGGUUUAACAUAUCUGUGCACCUGCCCAUCUCAUCACUUGCGACUACCAAGUACAAGGGCUACCCACAGCAAUGGCUAGAUGAGGCUACUCACGUGCUCGUCAACACCGAGUGUAGCAUGUUCGGCAAAGGUGUCUUCCCAACAACAAGAUGGGACGACCAGCUAAACGACGCGCACAUGCGACCCGACUUCCAACCUUUCGAGCACAUGAUCAGUGGUCGAUAUAUCGGAGAGAUCGUUCGAUUGAUCCUAGUAGAGGCCGUUCAAAAAGCCGGACUGUUCAGCGGAGAAAUCCCCGAUCAACUGGCUGAGACCUACACCCUCGACACUGGCACCAUCGCCGCCAUGGAGAUGGACGACUCCAAAAAUUUGAGCGGCGCCACCGCCCUCUUCCAGUCUAAACACCCUCUCAGCAAGCCACCCACCUACAACGACAUCCAAUUCGUCCGCCAGGUCUCGCAACUCGUUUCGCAUCGCGCAGCCGCUUUCCUCGCAACGGGUAUUCAUGCAUUAUGGACGCUUAGAACGGAGUCUGAGGGCUUGACUCCUGCAUCCGCUGGUCGGAUGAGCAUUGGUUGCAACGGCUCUGUCAUUGAAAAGUAUCCCUGUUUCAGAGAGCUGUGCCAGUCGCACCUUCACGAGUUGACUGCUGCAUCUGGGGCGGAACCAAAUUCAGUUUCGUUGGAGAUUGCGGUUGAGUCGGCUAUCUACGGUGCAGCUGUUUCUGUCUGCUGUCUCGAAGGACAGUGA
Molecule: messenger RNA, 1665 nt
Organism: Alternaria novae-zelandiae
Lineage: Eukaryota; Fungi; Ascomycota; Dothideomycetes; Pleosporales; Pleosporaceae
Exons: 3
Coding region: 1-1665 (554 amino acids)
Biological process (GO): intracellular glucose homeostasis; glucose 6-phosphate metabolic process; glycolytic process
Cellular component (GO): mitochondrion; cytosol
Molecular function (GO): ATP binding; fructokinase activity; glucokinase activity
Source: RefSeq, a predicted model, not a curated record